This is a messenger RNA of Lathyrus oleraceus (garden pea), 834 nucleotides long. Its product is annotated as agamous-like MADS-box protein AGL80. Gene Ontology annotation, molecular function: DNA binding; protein dimerization activity. NCBI's taxonomy places the organism in Eukaryota, Viridiplantae, Streptophyta, Magnoliopsida, Fabales, Fabaceae. The transcript has a single exon. Bases 1 to 834 code for a protein of 277 amino acids. The record is from RefSeq and is a predicted model, not a curated record.
AUGGGUCGUGCUAAAAUAAAGAUGAAAUUCAUCGAAAAUCAAAAAGCUCGGAAAAUAGCAUUCAUUCAGAGGCAGAAAGGAUUAAUAAAAAAAGUAUCUGAAUUUUCUAGAAAGUUUGGAGUUGAAGCCUGUUUAGUUAUGUAUGAUGGCGAUGAUGGUAAUGUUAGACCGAUAAUUUGGCCACAAGACUCAACAAUUGUACACACAUUGCUUAAAAAGUAUGAGCAACAAAAGAUUGAGACGACUCCAAAGAAGUUUGAUAUGAGUGACUAUUUUGCGAAUAGGAAAAUUAUGGUUGAAGCUGAGAUUUUUAAAUUGCGCAAAAAGAUUGUGAUUAACAAGUAUCCAACAUGGAGUUCAUGUUUCCAUACUAUGGACGUAGAACAACUUAAAGACUUCGUUGGUAUUGUAGAUGUUAAGAUUCAAACUUGUAAUCACAAAAUCAACAUGCUGAAAAAUAUGCAACAAACUGAGAAAAAUAGUUUGAUGCAAAAUAAAACUCAAGAGAAUGUGGCCUCUUCACUCCCAAGUCAACUUGAUGUCACAAAUAGUAUUCCUCAAAUGCAACAUAUCUCUGAUGAUCCUAUGGUUUCAUCAACAAAUCAAAUUAAUGAACCUCCAAAGAUAGAUGAUAGGAUGGUUGAAUCUCAUCAAGAAUGGGCUAAUCAACUUGAUGAAUUUCUACAACUAGAUGAUCCGGUGGCUAAACCUGAGAAUCAGACUUCUGACCUUGCCAAUUUUGAAGAAUGGGCUAAUCAACUAAAUGGUGAUAUUGUGAAUUGGAAUAAUCAGCCUGAUUUGUAUGCAUGGCAAGAUAUUUCAUUUAUGCCAUAG